Misgurnus anguillicaudatus (oriental weatherfish) is the source of this 1133-nucleotide messenger RNA. It is a transcript of the gene selenot1a, whose product is annotated as selenoprotein T, 1a. NCBI's taxonomy places the organism in Eukaryota, Metazoa, Chordata, Actinopteri, Cypriniformes, Cobitidae. Gene Ontology annotation, biological process: cell redox homeostasis. The record is from RefSeq and is a predicted model, not a curated record. Gene Ontology annotation, cellular component: endoplasmic reticulum membrane. Gene Ontology annotation, molecular function: thioredoxin-disulfide reductase (NADPH) activity.
GUCCGCUUCCUGUUCUCUCAGUUAGUGUCUGAUCAUCGUGGUUAAAGAUGCGUUGGUUGCCACUGUCUGUUUUAAUAUUAUGGGCCUGUUCGCUUUACAGCGUUUCUGCGGAUAACAGUGGCCUAAAGAAAAUGAAGAUGCAGUUUGCCACAGGGCCACUUCUCAAAUUUCAAAUUUGUAUCUCCUGAGGGUACAAGCGGGUGUUUGAGGAGUACAUGCAGGCUUUGUACCAGCGGUACCCAGACAUCCGCAUAGAAGGAGAGAACUACCUUCCCAUGCCUAUCUACAGGCACAUUGCUUCCUUUCUGUCUAUGUUCAAGAUAUUGCUAAUAGGAGUGAUCAUUGUGGGCAAGGAUCCGUUUGCUCUGUUUGGAAUGCAGGCUCCAGGCCUCUGGGUUUGGAGUCAGGAAAACAAGAUAUAUGCCUGCAUGAUGGUGUUUUUCUUCAGCAAUAUGAUUGAAAAUCAGUGUAUGUCUACUGGUGCUUUUGAAAUCACUUUAAACGAUGUUCCAGUUUGGUCCAAGUUGGAGUCAGGCCACUUGCCUUCCAUGCAGCAACUAGUUCAAAUUCUGGAAAAUGAGAUGAAAAUGAACAUGCAUAUGGACACACUUCCACACCAACGCUCGUAACCUUGCCUAAGAUCCACUGCCGGAAGCCUAGGACCCCUCCACUUUUGAGGUGGAGCUCUUCUGGGGUUGUGAGGUGACAUUUAUGAAGGUUUGUGCUGAAAGUAGAGACUCUACUAGCGCACGCCCGAUGCUCUGCUCACCGCGCUCCUCUGAGAUGCACCACCUACAGAUGCUGAUGAGGGAUUCAAGGCAACAGCAGCGGCCAUAUGAUUAUAACUGCAGCCCAUCUUCUGCAAUAAUGUUGUUCAGGAUUUAUGUUCAAGAGACGUAUGUAGUCAAGUCAGCAAAUAAUUUAUAUUUGCAUGUUUGUCCUUUAUUGUAUUGCUAAAACAUCUUUGUGUUUUAUUUAAUAUGUAGUUGGGUAGUUUCUAAUUUAUACAUCAAUCUGAUCUCAAUUUAACAAAUAAGCAACAUGAAUUCUAUUUCUGAGCCAUGAUUUUUAUAUUGCUUUGUAUAGUGCAAGAUGUUUACUAAAAGAUUAAUAAAACUGAGUCUAACAGAAAA